Messenger RNA from Porites evermanni, 2268 nucleotides. NCBI's taxonomy places the organism in Eukaryota, Metazoa, Cnidaria, Anthozoa, Scleractinia, Poritidae. The record is from the annotation of a GenBank genome assembly.
AUGAUGAAAGAAUUUUCACUGAUUGAUGUCUACAGAAAUCUUAAUCCAAAUAAGCUGUGUUUCACCCACAAAUCCAAACUCUCUUCUCGUAUUGAUUUUUUCCUUGUAUCACAACCCCUUGCAAAUCGAGUUUCUCAUUUGGAUACUUUAGUUUCCAUCGCGCCUGAUCACAAAGCAAUUAGAGUCCAAUUGCAACUGGAAAAUGACAAUAGAGGCCCUGGGCUAUGGAAAUUUAAUAAUUCAUUGUUAGAAGACGAAAUUUAUGUUAAAUUGAUCACUGACAGCUAUGCUGUCAUCCAAAACAAAUAAUCAGGAAUUGAAGGAAAAAGGCUGAAAUGGGAACUCAUUAAGAUGGAAAUACGUGGCAUCACUAUUCCUUUCUCUAAAAAUUAAGCUAAACAGUUACAACAAAGAGAAAGUUACAUUCAAAAUAGACUACAAGUGCUUGACAGGGUCAUUUCUAACAGUCCUAAUACAGACUGUAUUAAGAAUGAAAUAAACGAAUAUAAUAAUUUAAAAGAAGAAACAGUUGAUCUCGUUUAUCAAAAGAAGGGUAAAGGUAGUAUCAUACGUUCCAAAUAUAAAUGGAUUGAACGAGGUGAAAAGCCGACCGCUUUCUUUUUGAACCUAGAGAAGAGGAAUUACAAUCUUAAGUCAAUUAAAAAGCUGGAGGGAGCAGAAGGUACAACCGUGACUAAUAAGGACGAAAUAUUAAACGAAAUUGGAACCUUUUAUAAGCAAUUGUAUAACUCCGGAAUAGACGAAAAUGACUUGUUCGAUUUGUUUGUACAAAGUCCAGAAACUCCUAAACUCCAAGACCAACAGAGAAACGAAUUAGAAGGCGAAAUUACACUGGCGGAGUGCAAAGUAGUACUGCGGACUUUCAGUAGCGGGAAAUCACCAGGCGAGGACGGUUUUACAUGGGAGUUUUAUAAUUGUUUCUUUGAUCUACUAGGACAGGACUUAGUAAAUUGUUUUAAUGAGGCAUAUGUGAAAGGCGAAAUGUCAAUUUUGCAGUGAAGAGGUGUAAUACCUCUCCUCCCAAAAGAAGACGCCAACCUCCUAAAGCUUGCAAAUUGGCGUCCGAUUACGUUACUAAAUGUUGACUAUAAAAUUGCAUCAAAAGUCAUAGCUACGAGAUUUGAAAAGGUUUUGGAUCUCUUAAUAAGCCCUGACCAAACAGGCUUUCUGAAAGGUAGAUACAUUGGGCAAAAUAUUAGAUUGGUCAACGAUGUAGUAGAACAAACAAAAAUACAAAAUAUUACAGGUAUUCUUGUACAGCUUGAUUUUUGUAAAGCUUUUGAUACUAUCGAAUGGAGCUUCAUUAAAAGAAGUCUCGCACUCUUUAAUUAUGGAGACAGUAUACAACAAUGGGUCUCGACUUUCUAUAAUAAUUCGGAGAGCGCUGUUCUUAACAAUGGAUUUUGCACAAAUUUCUUUAAACUGUCGAGGGGAGUGAGACAAGGCUGCCCUUUGUCCCCUUAUUUAUUUAUCGUAGGGGCGAAAAUCUUAGCGUGCAAAAUCAGACAAGACAAAACAAUGAAAGGAAUAACAGUCUUUCAAAAAGAGCUGAAACUAAGCCAGUUUGCCGACGAUACAACUCUUUUGUGCAAUGAUUGCAAUUCGGUCAAUCGAGCUAUCACGGUUCUUAAUUCCUUUGGAAAUCUAUGUGGCCUUAGGCUAAACCCGUCAAAAACCAAAGCGCUUUGGUUAGGGGCAUUAAGAAGUCGCAAGGACGAACCCUUUAACUUUAAGUGACCCAAAGAAGCGCUUAGAGUCCUUGGAACCUAUAUUUCAUACCAUGAGAAACAAAACGAGGAAUUCAAUUUUAAAGGAAAGAUGCAAAAACUUGACACCAUUCUUGGCAUAUGGAACUCUAGGAACCUCACUCUUUUUGGUAAGUGUCUUAAAACGAAAUCUCUCGGCAUCUCACAGCUAGUUCACCCACUUUCAACACUCGAUUUCCCAACACAAUUGGUUCAAGCUGUUAAUUCAAGCAUCUUUAAAUUUAUCUGGAAAAAUCGAAGAGACAAAAUCAAACGCAAAAUUAUGGUCCAAGACUAUAACAAAGGUGGUCUACGUGCCCCAAGCAUAGAGACCAUGGCCAAAUCACUUAAACUGGCAUGGAUAUCCAGGUUCUUACAAAGUAUACCUGCGCAUGACGACGAAUCAUGGAAGGUCAUUCCCAACCACUUUCUUGAUAAAUACGGUGGUUUGAACUUCCUGCUACGUUGCAAUUAUGACAAGAAUUUUCUUGAUAAGAUGUAG